AUGAAGAAGAGAAACCACCAUGGCGACACACUCCGCCAAACCACGUAUCCCACCCGCAAAACGCAAAACGCAAGACGCAAGACGCAAGACGCAAGACGCAAGACGCAUCCCCGAAGCCAUAACCACAACUUGGUAAAGAACCAAGCCGACAACAUGGCCAUCCUCGCCAAGAAAUGGGAGACCCGGCAGUCGCGGUGGAUUAUCUGGGCCUCGGCCCGUUUAUUCGACUUCCUACGAGUCAGCGAUUACGCUCUUUUCCUAGUGAACACUAUCCUACCAGUUAGCCCGUCAUGUCUAACUUCGAGAGGUAAUCUGGGGGGUUAA
Aspergillus heteromorphus CBS 117.55 is the source of this 324-nucleotide messenger RNA. RefSeq lists its product as uncharacterized. NCBI's taxonomy places the organism in Eukaryota, Fungi, Ascomycota, Eurotiomycetes, Eurotiales, Aspergillaceae. The coding region runs from base 1 to 324 and encodes 107 amino acids. The record is from RefSeq and is a predicted model, not a curated record. The transcript has a single exon.